Messenger RNA from Parathielavia appendiculata, 3557 nucleotides. Its product is annotated as kinesin-domain-containing protein. The record is from RefSeq and is a predicted model, not a curated record. Bases 311 to 3088 code for a protein of 925 amino acids. Gene Ontology annotation, biological process: spindle elongation; mitotic spindle organization; microtubule-based movement. The transcript is spliced from 3 exons. Gene Ontology annotation, molecular function: microtubule motor activity; ATP binding; microtubule binding. NCBI's taxonomy places the organism in Eukaryota, Fungi, Ascomycota, Sordariomycetes, Sordariales, Chaetomiaceae. Gene Ontology annotation, cellular component: microtubule associated complex.
CUUUCUCAUAACGUGGGCGUUUCUGGCAACCUGCAUUCGAUUAGACAUUUCGUUAUUCCGUUUCAGGAUCUCCCCACGCCCAAGUUUCUGCCUGCCAACGCCUGACGGUGUACCAUUCCGUCGGUUCACAGUCGCUUCCAACGAGCCAAUAGAUACAGCCGCGCUCCCCCACGACGCUCACUCGCUGUCGAGGGCCGCUUGCAAAUCUGUCGUCCGUUGCCAAACACCGCUUCGUGCCCUCUUCCUGCUCUGCGCCGCCCUCCCUUCAUGAUUUUGCGCUUCCCUGGAGCGCGGGAAGCGGGCUGCCAUCAUGUCCAACGCAAAUAGCAUCAAGGUUGUGGCUCGAUUUCGCCCGCAGAACCGGGUCGAGAUCGAGUCGGGCGGCCAGCCCAUUGUCAGCUUCGAUGGCCCAGAUACCUGUACCAUCGAUUCACGAGAAGCCCAGGGCAGCUUCACCUUUGACCGCGUCUUCGACAUGUCAUGCAAACAAUCCGACAUUUUCGACUUCUCCAUCAAGUCAACCGUAGACGACAUUCUCAACGGCUACAAUGGCACUGUCUUUGCCUACGGCCAAACUGGCGCCGGCAAGUCAUACACGAUGAUGGGCACGAAUAUCGACGACGAGGAGGGCAAGGGCGUCAUUCCGAGGAUUGUCGAGCAAAUCUUCACCAAUAUUCUUUCCAGCGCGGCAAAUAUCGAGUACACGGUGCGGGUCAGCUACAUGGAAAUUUACAUGGAAAGGAUUCGCGAUCUUCUGGCGCCGCAGAAUGACAAUCUUCCCGUCCACGAGGAGAAGAACCGCGGAGUGUACGUUAAGGGUCUGCUGGAGAUUUAUGUCUCGAGCGUGCAGGAGGUGUUUGAGGUCAUGCGGAGGGGCGGCAACGCACGGGCGGUCGCCGCGACGAACAUGAAUCAGGAGUCGUCACGCUCGCACUCAAUAUUCGUCAUCACCAUCACCCAGAAGAACGUCGAGACGGGCUCGGCGAAGAGUGGUCAGCUGUUUCUGGUCGAUUUGGCGGGUAGUGAGAAGGUUGGCAAGACGGGCGCCAGCGGCCAGACGCUCGAGGAGGCCAAGAAGAUCAACAAGAGUUUGAGCGCCCUGGGCAUGGUCAUCAAUGCCUUGACAGACGGCAAAUCCUCCCACAUUCCUUACCGCGACUCAAAACUCACUCGUAUCCUGCAGGAGUCUUUGGGUGGUAACAGCCGGACAACGCUCAUCAUCAACUGCUCCCCAAGUAGUUACAACGAUGCCGAGACCCUCAGCACGCUGCGCUUUGGAAUGCGCGCCAAAUCCAUCAAGAACAAGGCCAAGGUCAACGCCGAACUAAGCCCGGCCGAGCUCAAGAUGAUGCUUGCAAAGGCCAAGACGCAAAUCACGACCUUCGAGAACUACAUUGUUAACCUAGAGGGCGAGAUUCAACUAUGGCGUGCUGGCGAAACGGUGCCCAAGGAGAAAUGGGUGACACCCCUCUCCGCAGACGGUGUGGCGGGAGCAAGGGCAGAUGCAAGGCCUGCGAGACCACAAACGCCGUCCCGGUUACUGACUGACAGGUCAGGGGCCGAAACGCCAGGCAUCUCCGAGAGAGCCGGGACUCCCAGUCUGCCUCUGGAAAAGGACGAGCGGGAGGAGUUCUUGCGCCGAGAGAACGAGCUCCAAGACCAGCUGGCCGAAAAGGAGACGCAAGCGGCUGCAAUGGAACGGCAGCUGCGGGAGACGAAGGAAGAGCUGGCCGUCCUGAAGGAACACGAUGCGAAGGUUGGAAAGGACAACGAGAGGCUGAUCAACGAAUCAAACGAGUUUAAGAUGCAGCUGGAGAGGCUAGCGUUCGAGAACAAAGAGGCGCAGAUUACCAUGGACGGCCUGAAGGACGCCAACUCGGAGCUCACGGCCGAAUUGGACGAGCUCAAGCAGCAGAUGCUCGAUAUGAAAAUGAGCGCCAAGGAGACGAGCGCGGUGCUGGACGAGAAGGAGAAGAAGAAGGCGGAAAAGAUGGCCAAGAUGAUGGCUGGCUUUGACCUCAGCGGGGACGUCUUCAGCGAUAACGAACGGGCAGUCGCCGACGCCAUCGCGCAAUUAGAUGCUCUGUACGAGAUCAGCUCCACCGGCGACCCGAUCCCGCCCGACGACCUCAAGGCGCUGCGGGAGAAGCUGGUCGAGACGCAGGGAUUCGUGCGGCAAGCCGAGCUGUCCGCGUUCAGCGCCGCGUCAAACGAGGUGGAAGCUCGGAAGCGCUCCGAGCUUGAGGAGCGCCUGGAGGCCCUCCAGCUGGAACACGAAGAUAUCCUCUCGCGCAACCUGGAUGAGGCGGACAAGGAGGAGGUCAAGGCCAUGCUCGCCAAGACGCUGUCGGACAAGUCCAGCACUCAAGUGCAGCUGGUCGAGAGUCUCAAAGCCGACCUUGCGGUCCGGACGUCGGAGAACGAGCGGCUCAAGGCGCUCGUCGACGACCUGCAGCGGCGGGUCAAGGCCAACGGGGCGGUCCCCAUGACCAACGGCAAGACGGUGCAGCAGCAGCUGGCCGAGUUUGACGUCAUGAAGAAGAGCCUGAUGCGAGACCUGCAGAACCGGUGCGAGCGCGUGGUCGAGCUCGAGAUCUCGCUCGACGAGACGCGCGAGCAGUACAACAACGUGUUGCGCAGUAGCAACAACCGCGCGCAGCAAAAGAAGAUGGCCUUCCUCGAGCGCAACCUUGAGCAGCUCACGCAGGUGCAGCGCCAGCUCGUUGAGCAGAACUCGGCGCUCAAGAAGGAGGUGGCCAUCGCCGAGCGCAAGCUCAUCGCCCGCAACGAGCGCAUCCAGAGCCUUGAGAGCCUGUUGCAGGAGAGCCAGGAGAAGAUGGCGGCUGCCAAUCACAAAUUCGAAGUCCAACUGGCCGCUGUUAAGGACCGCCUCGAGGCCGCCAAAGCCGGUAGCACGCGCGGGCUGGGGCCGGAGACGGGGCUCGGCGGGUUCAGCAUUGGCAGCCGCAUCGCCAAGCCCCUCCGCGGCGGGGGCGAGAGCACGGCCUCGUCGGCGCAUCCCACCGUCGCAAGCCUGCAGAACCCGCCCGAGAAUAAGAGAUCGAGCUGGUUCUUCCAGAAGUCGUGAGCGGAGCCGAUGCCGGUGUCGUUGUCACUUUCGCGGGUUGGGAUCGGCUGGCUUGGGGGUUGGUGGGCAUGAGCUCAAUUGAGGGUGUGUUGGAGUGGUUCGUGUGGAUAUACCCUCCUUUUGUCAGAUGUUGGGCAGGUGUGGUGUUAAACAGGGGACUGGAUAGGGUAGGGAUGGUUCUCAUUGCGUAGAUGUGGGGUCAUACGGGGUGGUGGUAACCGGUACCUGGGCUAUCUAGAUGUUCUUGUCGACCCACGCGUUUCCUUCUGAGGUACCCUAUCCUGUAUACUUGGUCGACCGGGGUUGCUGGGGGCGAGGUGUGAGGGGUAAAUGAGAGAGAUCAGGGCGGCCUGCAUAGCUGGGACUUGGGGUUGGGACGGGAGUUUCUGGUGACUUGAGGGGUGAAGCACUGUUAUUGUAAUUUGCAUCGUCUCAAGGAACAGACAGUAUUCAUUCAUCUUGUCUGGAG